Messenger RNA from Neospora caninum, 4875 nucleotides. RefSeq lists its product as hypothetical. Bases 1 to 4875 code for a protein of 1624 amino acids. NCBI's taxonomy places the organism in Eukaryota, Apicomplexa, Conoidasida, Eucoccidiorida, Sarcocystidae. The record is from RefSeq and is a predicted model, not a curated record. The transcript is spliced from 5 exons.
AUGUUUCCUGUUUUCUGGCGAACACGGCGGCCGCCUGCUGCUCCGAGGCCCGCGUCAGCGCUUCUGCCUUCGUCCGACCCCCCGACCGGUCUCGACUCUCAUUCCGCCCCGGUCAUCCCCGUCCCAGACACAUCUGCGAACUCGCCAGUCUGUCCAGCUUUCGGAGGCGUGUCUGUGCCUUCGGGCCCUCACGGAGGGAGCUCGAGCGUCCAGAGACGGGAUUCGCGAAGUUCUUCUCUCAUCGGAGAGGGCGAAGGCGGAGUUGGAGCCAGCGCGGAAGACAGCCGGGGCGUGUGCUGGCUGAGUUCGGUAGGGAGCGUUCCUUCGAUCAGCGGGCUCGAUUCGAACGCGAGUUCUCCGCCUGUCUCUCAUGGUCACUCGGAGCCCGACGCAGAUAGCAACGAGAGCCCAAGCGAUGUAGACGAGGCGAUCGAUCAACUGCAUUCCGCGUCUUCUUCGAGACCAGCUGGGGCAGAGCACUCGGGACAAACACAUGCACGCGAGACUCCUUUCCGUUCGAGCCCAACCAGGCACGACGGCGUCGACAACCUCUUAAAGACUCCCGGGCCGGAACCCGAAGGCGCGCCACCCUCAGCGGAAAGCGUCGCCGCUGUGUCGAGUCCCCGUGCCGCUGGAAGGCCAGCACGUUUCGCCACGCCUUCCCUCUCUCUGUCGCAUUCCUGUCCUUCAUCCGAUGCAGGCGGCCGAGGACCAGAAGCAAGCCGCUCUGUUCACGCUUCGUCCACAGCAUCUCGACUGUCCUUGGAGGCGACCUCUUCGGGUUCCGGAGGCGACUUCUGCGUUGUUGAACGGAAUGUGGGCGGCACGGGAAGCGCUGCCUGGGUAGCCAGUGGGGAGGGCGCGGGAGCCUCGCCCAGCGCUUCGAGGCUACAGCCCUCUCUGCUCCGCUCCGUGACUCCGCCGCGAGAACCGCACGGCGCCUCGCGUCCUGCUCGGCCCACUUCCAAAGGGGAGGCGGAUGAGAGAAAACUCUACAUAAAUUCGGCCCGGGAAGAAUCCCGCGUGUCCAGUGGAAUGGGGGACUCCGACUACGUCGUUGAGCCCCCGCUGACGUACGUCCAGAUGCUUCCGGAGUCACGCAGCAGGAGAGAAGACACGCUUCGUUUCUUUCCUCUGCCGAAGCAGUGUUUCUCGCAAGUCGCCGUUCCCGAGGUGGACGCCCAAUCGCUGGUCAACCGUGACGACACCCAUCUGAAUCGAAGCGUCGCAGGGACCACGCACGCGACUUGGUUGGUCAGGAACGCGGAAUAUCUCGCUCCUGACCCAGCGAGAAGCAUGGGGGAGACCGGCGAGGGAACCACGCUCGGUUCGUGGCGGGCCAUGUCUCCUAGUGGAGCCCGCGACGAAGCGGGCAUAUCUGACCCGCGACUCAGAGAAGCUUUGAGUCGGCCCCAGCAGCGCGGACGACCUGGCGAGCCGGAGGGCGCAACUCCACCAGAGCCGGCUGUUACAGCUUUGCAUUCCGUGCAUUCCGGGGCCGCGCGAACCGACACAGGUUCUCGGAGGCCCAGAGUGCAGCCUCUAGAGCGCGACGCGAAGGAGGAAGGCGGACGAACGGAGCGUGGAGCGGCGAGGACGGUGGCGCACCACGCGGAGGGGAAUCCGGAAUCCCCGGCGGCAGCCUUGUCCGGAAGUUGGUAUUCGUUUCACCGAGAGGCCUCAGCGGGAGAUGGCCUCAGCCAUGGGCGCCGCUUUUCGCGUUUGUCGCCUCCCGAGGGCGGCGAAGACGACGCGGCCGCGUGGGGAGGAGACUCUCUCCCUUCUGUUCGAAGGCACACGAGCAGUCCUGCGGCAAGCGCGGAGGGCGGCGCCACCGGUCUUGUGCAGGCUGCUGUACUUCUCUGGGAAGGACGGUUGCAGCAACAGGUGGAGAAUUCGCCACGUCGGGAGGGAACCCCGAGAGACGCAUCUCAUCUUGGUAGUCUUUCACCAGUGCGUGGAGGAGGAUCCCAGAGGGGUCGGAGUGUGAAAUCUAUCGGUUCGCCCUCUCCUCGCUGCAGUGUGCGAGACGCCGCCAUCGGCACCAGCGACGGGGUGGGCGCGAGCAGUGGCUAUACACCUCACGCCGAACUGGCGUCCGUCGACCCCCGGGGGAAUCGACACCUUCAGUCUUCACCGCCCGCCGUUCCAGGUCCAGCCCCCAGCCCCAAUUUCCCUGUCUUUUCUCGGUGGGGAGGCGACCAGAGUUUGUUUUACCGACGGCGGCUCUUGGUCGGCACUGACUGCGGGCCGUCCAGCGUUCUCCAGUUGCUUCUUCCCCCCGACAGCAGUUCGGUGUCUCACGUGAAUCACCUGGUUCGAUCGACCGCCGAGGAAGACGCAGGCUCGAGCGGGCGUAGCGGCGCAGCCGCGGAGGCGCGCUCUGGCGACAAGAGCGAGUUUUAUUCCGCUGUGCAGCCGGGCGUGAAAUGCGUUGCGGUCGGAGGGGUCGGCGACAGCCUUCCGGGGCAGAUGGCCCCUGCCCCGUUCGGGUGUCGUUACACCGCCGGCUUGGCGGGGCCGACGCGGGGACUUUCCUUCAGCGAGCCGGCCCGCAACAUUGCACUCAACGACUUCUCGAGCGUCAGCACCAUUCUCAGCGAAGUUCAGGAAUGCGAGAGUACCCGGGAUGACGGGAAUGGCGCGAGGCAGGCAUUCCGGACUGCCCUCCUCCGACAGGUCCAGAGCAAGCUGGAGAAACAGUGCAAGAGACGCUUCCUGGGCAAAACGCACCGCUUCAAUAUUCUGCUGACUGGUGAAGGGCAAUCCGGGAAGACAACGCUUCUUAACGAGAUGUUCUCCCAUAUCCACGUCGUUCUAUGGCUCUUGAAACCUGCCGAGGGAACCUUGUGUCCGAAGACAGUUCUGAUGCUCCGCCGUCUGAGAAUGCUUUGCUGCGUCUUCCCGGUCCUCUCGAUGAGCGACACCGUUGAUGUUUCGCGCCUCGGACGCUACCGGGCGCGUCUCCACGUGGAGCUGACUGGUGCAGGCAUCAGUCCCCCGCAUGAGUGGCUUUUCGGCGAAGGCGCGGCUGCUCCGAGCUUUGCAGUGGAAGUUCCUGGUCCAACAUCCGCCCACGGGUGUUCUCCGUCUCCGGGAAGUCUGUGCCGCCCAGGUUCCCAGGCGUCUCAAAACUCGCGAGUCCGCUCCGAUGCCGACCAAGUUCUUCCGGAUCCCCGCCGCCAUCCAACACGUGACAUGAACUCCACGUGGGUCGGCCCGAUUCUUCAGCUGCCGUGGGUCGGACCAAACGCGGGGACGGCGGGGCGAGCAGGAGCUCUGCCCCGUCCGCUCACUGAAACUGGGUGUCUGCCGCAGGCCGCCGGCGUCGCGAAGCCGAGCCGCGCGCAUGUUCCUGGCCUCCAGCGCAACGCCUCCCGUGUUGAAGAUGGAUGUGAGGCGUCCAGCUGUCAGUUCUCUCAAGGUCCGCAUCGGGGCAGACGCGAUGGGCAGAACAGCGGAGAAAACAGUCAGGGACACGACAGAAGCCAGCAGAGUAGCGAUGGCGGCAGCGGCGGAUCUGACGACUCUAACGAAAAGAAUCCCUCAGAUUCGUCGCCGACUCCCAGCGCGCUGGGCUUGGACGCGGGAAGUAGUCCCAUCGGUUUCCGGAGCAGCGGGGUUGCCCGUGACGAAAAGGAAAGAUCUCGCGACGGAAGGGAAAGUCUAGGCGAAACAAAGAUAGGGUGCGGCGGUUGCACGUGUGCGGAACGAGAAGACAGACUGGGUUUCAGAGGACGCGGCGUGCUUGAGCAAGCAGGGAAGGCUUCGUCGACCAAGGACUCGGAUUCGCUUCCGUCGAGAUUCGCUUCAGGCAACAGUCCAGCAGAGAGCCCGUGUUCCCAAGGCAGUGCGUCGCCGGUGCGUCCCGUGGCGGUGUUAGAUCCAUCCGGCGGCCGGCCGUUGGUACAGGACGCCUCCGCAGUGUCGUCGCUCGAGUCUCUCGGCGCGUCAUCAGGCUGGAUGGCCUCUGUCCAUCGUUCUGCCUUGGCGUUUCCGCUACUGCUGGACUGUAGCUCGAGUUUCCUACAGCACGACACCCGGUACGGCUACCCGCGGUUCGAAGGCGUCCCGCCUUCCUCUCCGGCCUUCCUGCGCUUGUUGCUGGUGGAGGGCAGUGCUUUGUUGCUGCUUGAUGCGGCCAAGGAGAAAUGCUUUUCGCCUUUUUACAAGCUUUUCUGGUCCCGCGAGGAAGCGCAGCAACUCAACAAAAAGAAUGCCUUAACCACGUGGCAACAGCACCAGGCGCCCGCCCUUCGUCGGCUCGAUCACCUCCGACUUCUCUUGACGGAGUUGCGCGGCCAGUCGUUCAGGCAAGGCGUGGCGACCCAAGCUGGCGUGGGGGAACUGCCAGGUUUCAGGCACCAAGACAAGCCCAGCGAACUGGACAGGAGCAAAACGGGAGGACGAGGCGGGAAGGACGUUCGAGUGGGACCGGGCACGGAGCGAGAAGAGACACGAGAAAAGGACGACAGCGUUGCUCCAGGGUAUGAACGGUGCACAAUCCAGACUGCACGAGAGAAGACUCUACCCCACGGGAGAGACGAUUCCGAACGGAAGCGGGUGCUCCAAGAGGCGCGUCAACUGGAAAUCCAGAUCAGACGACUUCAACAGCAAAUCGAGGUCGUGCAACGGGAACAACGCGAGAAGCAAGCGAGGGUACUUGAGCGGCAGUUGGAGAAGCAGCAUGAGGACACGGGAUUAACUUGGCCGGAUGAGGAAGAAACACGGACUGCGAAAAAAGACUCAAGCAAUCGACGCGGCGAAGGAGAGCUGGGCGGCGUUGUGCUCCAGGUGACACAAAUGGGCCUCGUCAGCGCCGUCAUGGUUGGUGUGGGAGCUCUGAUUUUCACGUCGAUAAAAAAGGGAGGGUGA